Molecule: messenger RNA, 1117 nt
Organism: Pungitius pungitius (ninespine stickleback)
Lineage: Eukaryota; Metazoa; Chordata; Actinopteri; Perciformes; Gasterosteidae
Gene: srrd
Product: SRR1 domain containing
Exons: 6
Coding region: 147-998 (283 amino acids)
Biological process (GO): microtubule-based process
Cellular component (GO): cytoplasm; nucleus
Source: RefSeq, a predicted model, not a curated record
UGUGUUACACUCAAAAUGCUCCUACAUUGCCGCAGACUCGCCAACCUAUGACAACACUUAAAACGUUUCGAUAAAAUAAAUAAAUAUAUAUAUAUAUGAAUCUCAUUUCGUUAAUGGAUGCACGAGGAGGCUGUGAAAAAGCAUAGAUGUCGGACACGGGAGGGGAAUGGCAGGUGGCUCAGCGACGAAAAGGCGCAGCGCGGAAAUCCAAAUCCCUUCAGGUGUCCCACACAUGCAGCCAGGAGGAGCUGGAUAUCGAGAAAACUGUUAGACGAAUACGAGACACAGUGUCUGAGCUGAGGUGCGAGGACUUUUGGCAACAGUGGAAAGUGGGAGCAUCAGCAGCCCUAUCCAAACAUCUGCCGAACGGGGACACCGAGGGAAGACAAUGUGAACAGCUGGAGUGUGUGUGCUAUGGCCUCGGCUCCUUCUCCUCCUGUGUGUCGGCUCGCUUCCAGCUUGCCAUGUUGCUGCUGCUGCUGGAUGCAGGACACAUUCCACUGCAGGACUGCUCCGUCUAUGAUCCUGCAUUCUCCUCUGGAGAGAAGGCGGUUCUGGGAGAGCUCGGCCUGACGGUACUCACAGAGAACGAGGAGGGGAAGCGUCUGGCAACCAAGCCCACGCUCUUUUACCUGAUGCAUUGUGGGAAAGCCCUGUACAACAACCUUCUGUGGAAAAACUGGAGUGUGCGAUGUCUUCCUCUGGUGAUACUCAUUGGAAACGGCUUCAAUGGCAUGAUGGACAGAACAGUAGAGAGGGAGUUCAAGCGGGACUACAGAUACAUUACCGAGGCCCUGUCUUUGUGUGAGGAGAGACCGCUUCCCUGUCCGUCCCGUCUGAUUGACGUCUUCAGUGACACUGCGGUCAUCACCUUUCCCAGCAGUGGGCUCGACAGACUCCCACAAUCCACCUGGGAAGAGCCGCCUGAACCACAGUACAUGCACUGCUCUGAUUUAGAGAUAAUUCAGAGGGAAACCCAGAGCGGAUGCAGGAGAUGAACACAAAAUGGUUACUUUGUGAUGUCCGUUUUUGUUAUUUUAUGAACAUUUCUUUCUAAAUAAACGAGACAUGCUUCAAAAGGAGGAUUGAAGCUGGCAAGACUUUCGUGGUAGUUUGU